This is a messenger RNA of Lolium rigidum, 1230 nucleotides long. RefSeq names its product ankyrin-1-like. Bases 1 to 1230 code for a protein of 409 amino acids. Lineage: Eukaryota; Viridiplantae; Streptophyta; Magnoliopsida; Poales; Poaceae. The transcript is spliced from 8 exons. The record is from RefSeq and is a predicted model, not a curated record. Gene Ontology annotation, molecular function: protein binding.
AUGGCGAGGAAGCUCGACGGUGGUCGCGGCCGCCUCGCGGAGGCGGUGGAGGCCGUUAAAGAUCACGGUGUCGGGGCGCUACACCUCGCCGUCGACGCCAAGAGGGCGGAAGUGUGCGAGUACCUGGUCGAGGAUGUCCGGGUGGAUGUGGAUGCCGUUGAUAUAUGUGGUAGAACACCUCUGGUUUGGGCAAUCAUUAGUAAAGGUGUGCAUGUGGAUAUUGUCAGGUAUCUUCUUGAUCACGGUGCCAAUCCAGAUAAUGUUGACAUAGCAGGGCUUACCCCUCUCCAUGAGGCCGCCAAAAUAGGGCACUGUGAAGUAGUAGAACUCUUGCUCUCGAGAGGCGCUUUUGUCGAUCCGUUUUCUACUGAUCAUGGAACACCGUUGCAUGUUGCUUCUAAACAUAAGCAGGAUGGCGCUAUGAAGACUUUGUUGGCUCACCAUGCAGAUGUUAACAAGGUUCUAGACAAUUUCAGUUCACCUCUCAUGAUUGCUAUCUAUAGUCGCUCAGUGAAAUGUGUGAACCUACUGCUAGAGGCUGGUGCGGAUGUGAAGGGUAUGCGUACUAUGACCCCCUUGCUAGCUGCUGUAACAAAUGGCCUAUCUGGCGUCCUGAAGCCCCUAUUGGCUGCUGGUGCAGAUCCUAAUGUUCGAAAUGAAUUUGGUCACUUGCCAAUACAACUCGCGGCACACUUUGGUACACGCAAAGAUGUUGAGAUCUUGUUUGAAGUUACUUCUUCUCGUAUUCCAGCUGUACAUGAUUGGAGUGUUGAUGGAAUAAUUAGUUAUAUAAAGUCAGAGCCAAAGUUGGAGGAUAACCCUUUGUCUAAAAUGUCAGUAGCUAAGUUGAAGGAAGAAGGAGACAAAGCUUUGCGUAAAGAGGAUUAUGAUUCGGCAGUAGAAUUCUAUACCAUGGCCUCCUCCGUCGUCCAAUGCUAUCCUCCCACACCGGAAAGCGGUGUGGAACCAGAGGAUGACGAUGACGAUUCCGAGGGGACCGAAGACGCCCAGCAAGCCCUCGAGGACAGCGAUGUCCGGGAAGACGACACCGUCGAAGAGGUUGCUUUUACCGAGAGCAAGCGUCGCUUGCAGAUAGACGAAGAUUUUAUCACGACGGCUGAAUCUAGUCCCAGCGACCGAGAUAAUGAUGCCGUUGGAGCUUCUCCGCCUUCUCCUGCUGACAAGAGGCCAUCAGGCUUUUACGCUGCCGAGGAUGACUUGGAACUGUAA